AAAAAGUUAUCUCGACUCUGCGCAAUUGGCUAGCAGCGGCAUGUAAAUGCAAGAUCCUCUGGUGAGAGCAGACGUCAGCGUAGGAGGCUGAAAAUUGCCAAUCAUGGUCAAGUCAUACCUCAAGUACGAGCACGCCAAGUCCUUUGGCACGAUCCUCUCCGGCUCGUCGAACCUCGUCUGGACGUCCAAAGAUCGAACGGGAACCGGCGCCGGCCAGGCGAUUACGGCCGCCAACGAGGAGGUUCUCUGCUGGGACAUCAAAAAAGGCGAACUCAUCAGCCGAUGGAGGGAUGAGCGGUGCUCCUAUCCCGUCACUGCCAUUGCGCAGAGCGGCGUGGACAAGGACAUGUUUGCCGUGGGCUACGAGGACGGCAGCAUUCGCAUCUGGGACAGCAAGAUCGCCACUGUUCUCGUCAACUUCAACGGUCACAAGUCCGCGAUCACGCACCUCGCCUUUGACAAGUCCGGCGUGCGGCUUGCCAGCGGCGCUAAAGACACCGACAUCAUCGUCUGGGACCUCGUUGCGGAAGUCGGACAGUACAAGCUUCGCGGACACAAAGACCAGAUCACGGGCCUCAGAUUCAUAGAGCCCGAGGCCCAAGUGAGCGACGAGGCUGGGAACAAGGCCAUGAUUUCCAACGGCGAUGACGCGCCCGAGGGCUACCUCUUGUCCACCGGCAAGGACUCUCUUCUCAAGCUCUGGGACCUGUCGUCAAGGCAUUGCAUAGAAACGCACAUCUCGCAGACCAAUGGUGAAUGCUGGGCUCUCGGCGUGUCCCCGGAUCUGAGCGGCUGCAUCACCGCAGGCAACGAUGGAGAGAUGAAGGUGUGGUCACUGGAUGCAGACGGGUUGAGCUCGGCGGCCCGGCGGGUAGAGGUCGUCGCCUCCGCACAAUUCCUGCAAGACCGCGGGACCCUUUUCCGACAGAACAAGGACCGAGCCACAGAGGUCAUCUUUCACCCUCACAAGGACUAUUUCGCCGUCCACGGUUCCGAUAAGAGCGUCGACAUUUGGCGUAUCAGAUCAGAGGCCGAAGUGAAGAAGGCUCUGGCCCGAAAGAGGCGGCGAAGACGGGAGAAGAAGAAGGACGCCAAGCACGAUGACGAGGACAUGGAGAAUGCAAAUGAUACGCAGGACGACGUCUCGAAAGCCGACAUCAGCGACGUAUUCGUUCAGUACGUCAUCGUAAGAACAGGCGGCAAGGUCCGUUCGGUCGACUGGGCGCUGCCGACCGGCCAGAAGCAGAUCCAUCUGGUGGUGGGAACCACGAACAACCAGCUGGAGUACUACAAUGUGCAGCCCAAGGAGAAGGGCGAUAAGAAAGCAAAGGACGACAUCCCAGACUACGCCAAGGCGUUUUCUGUUGAGAUCCCCGGACACAGGGCUGACAUCCGCGCCUUGUCACUAAGCUCAGAUGACAAGAUGCUGGCGUCGGCAUCCAAUGGCUUGUUGAAGAUUUGGAACAUCAAGACUCAGACCUGUAUCCGGACCUUUGAGUGUGGAUAUGCCCUCUGCUGUUCGUUCCUCCCUGGAGACAAAGUCGUCGUUGUGGGAACAAAGAAUGGAGAGCUGCAGCUGUUUGAUGUUGCGUCCGCAUCGCUCCUAGACAGCGUCGAUGCGCACGAGGGAGCCGUCUGGGCGCUGCAAGUCCACCCUGAUGGGCGGUCCGUCGUAUCUGGAAGCGCCGACAAGACUGCCAAGUUCUGGGACUUUAAGAUUGUGCAGGAACAGGUUCUGGGGACAAAACGAACGACGCCCAAGCUCAAGCUUGUGCAGUCCAGGGCGCUCAAGGUCUCCGACGAUAUCCUCAGCCUGCGGUUCUCGCCCGACGCCAGAUUGCUGGCAGUGUCGCUUCUCGAUAGCACGGUCAAGGUUUUCUUCGUGGAUUCGCUCAAACUGUACCUCAACCUCUACGGACACAAGCUGCCUGUGCUGAGCAUGGACAUUUCCUACGACAGCAAGCUUAUUGUCACGAGUUCCGCAGACAAGAACAUCAGAAUCUGGGGUCUCGACUUUGGCGACUGCCACAAGGCCUUGUUUGGGCACCAAGACAGUAUCCUGCAAGUGGCUUUCGUCCCGCACAACUCGGACGGCAACGGGCAUCACUUCUUCAGCAGCGGCAAAGACCGAACCAUCCGAUACUGGGACGGAGACAAGUUUGAGCAGAUUCAGAGGCUGGACGGCCACCACGGCGAGGUAUGGGCCAUAGCCAUGAGCCAUAGCGGCAACUUCCUCGUCACUGCCAGCCACGACAAGAGCAUUCGCGUAUGGGACGAGACGGACGAGCAGAUCUUCCUGGAGGAGGAGCGGGAAAAGGAGAUGGAAGAGCUGUACGAGAGCACUCUGACGGCUUCUCUGGAGAAGGACCAGGAAGGCGACGAGAACGGCGAGGUUGCCGCCGCCGGAAAGCAAACCACAGAGACGUUGAUGGCUGGUGAGAGGAUAGCGGAAGCUCUGGAGAUGGGCAUGGCCGACUUGAACCUGCUGAAGGAGUACGAGGAGGCCAAGCUCACCAACCCUCACGCCAUGCCGCCGCAGCGAAACCCCGUCUUCCUCGCCCUCGGCAACAUCACCGCCGAAGCCUACGUCAUGUCUGUGCUCCAGCGCAUCAAGGCUUCCGCGUUGCACGACGCCCUGCUGGUGCUCCCCUUUGCCUCCGUCCCCAUCCUCUUCACCUUCAUCAACAUCUUCGCCAUGCGGUCGAUGAACAUUCCCCUGACGUGUCGGAUCCUGUUCUUCAUGCUGAAGACGCACCACAAGCAGAUUGUGGCCAGCCGGACGAUGAAGGUGAUGAUGGACGGCAUCCGCACCAACCUGCGCGCCGCGCUGAAGAAGCAAAAGGACGAGAUGGGAGUCAACAUUGCGGCGCUCAAGGUGGUGGGCAUGCAGAUCCGGGACAAGAGCGUCAAGGAGUACGUGGACGAGACGUGGGAGGAGGAGAGCAGGGAGCGGAGCGCAAAGAAGCGAGCGUUUGUACAUGUUGCUUGA
This is a messenger RNA of Trichoderma citrinoviride, 2989 nucleotides long. RefSeq names its product WD40 repeat-like protein. NCBI's taxonomy places the organism in Eukaryota, Fungi, Ascomycota, Sordariomycetes, Hypocreales, Hypocreaceae. Gene Ontology annotation, biological process: maturation of SSU-rRNA. The record is from RefSeq and is a predicted model, not a curated record. Gene Ontology annotation, cellular component: Pwp2p-containing subcomplex of 90S preribosome; small-subunit processome. The coding region runs from base 104 to 2989 and encodes 961 amino acids. The transcript is spliced from 2 exons. Gene Ontology annotation, molecular function: snoRNA binding; protein binding.